GAAGCAUCCCGAGCGCCGCAACUCCACCCCGUGACGAAGCAGCCACCGCCGCCUUCAUGUCGUCUUCCUCGUCACCAAGCAAGCACGCACCAGUCCCAGUCACCACCGCAAGCACUGCCGUCGCGUCGUCUCCCACCUCCGCCGCCGCACAAAACUACCGAUCGCACGAGCCGCCGAGCCCUCCCCCACUGUGUCAGCCGACACGAAGCGUCAUGCCUUCGCGCCUCCUCCUCCUCCUCCUCCUCCCCUUCUUCCUCCUCACCGCCGCGGCCGCGGGCCACGACGACGCGGCGGCGCGGCGGACGAUGGAGGAGUUCGCCGGCUUCCCCACUUCCGAGGAAGGCAAGGGGAACUCCUCCCCCUUCCACGUCGACUCCGAGGGCCUCCAGCGCCAGAUUGAUGAAUUGGCGUCGUUCUCCGACUCGCCCGCGCCGUCGGUGACCCGCAUCCUGUACAGCUACAAGGAUGUGCAGGCUCGGAGGUAUAUAAAAGGGAUAAUGAAUCAGCUUGGGCUUGCUGUUCGAGAAGAUGCUGUUGGCAACAUAUUCGGCCGCUGGGAGGGUUCUGAGGCUGGACUAGGAGCAGUUGCAACGGGUUCUCAUGUUGAUGCCAUUCCAUUCUCAGGCAAAUAUGAUGGUGUUGUUGGUGUUCUGGGUGCUCUUGAGGCAAUUAGUGCGCUGAAAAGAUCUGGUUUCCAGCCAAAAAGGUCUUUGGAGGUUAUUAUGUUUACAUCAGAGGAGCCUACACGAUUUGGAAUUAGCUGCUUGGGAAGCCGUUUAAUGGCAGGGAUUGAAGAACUAGCUCAAUCCCUGAGAAAGGUAGUUGACAAUCAGAAUGUAUCAUUUUUAGAUGCUGCAAACUCUGCUGGCUAUAUGAUGCAUCCAGAAGACCUGCAUGGUGUUUUUUUAAAGAAAGACAGCUACUCCGCUUUCAUAGAAUUGCACAUCGAGCAAGGUCCCAUAUUGGAAAAGGAAGGUAUCCCCAUUGGCAUUGUUACUGCUAUUGCUGCUCCUGCAAGUAUUAAAGUGGAAUUUGAAGGGAACGGUGGUCAUGCUGGAGCAGUGCUCAUGCUUGCAAGAAAUGAUGCUGGACUGGCAGCAGCUGAGCUGGCAUUAGCAGUUGAGAAACAUGUUCUUGAAUCAGGAUCAAUUGAUACUGUUGGAACUGUUGGUAUUCUGCAGCUACAUCCAGGAGCAAUCAAUAGCAUUCCAAGUAAAUCACACUUGGAAAUUGAUGUAAGAGAUAUCGAUGAGAAGAGGCGAAAUGAUGUCAUUGAGAAGGUUCGCCGAUCUGCAACAGAGAUAUCAAAGAACCGUGGAGUAGUGCUAUCAGAAUUCAAGAUCAUCAACCAGGAUCCACCUGCACUGUCUGACAAAUCAGUCAUUGACGCAAUGGAAUUUUCUGCAAAACAGUUGAACCUUGAGUAUAAGUUGAUGAUUAGUAGAGCUUACCAUGACUCACUCUUCAUGGCCAGAAUAUCACCGAUGGGCAUGAUCUUCAUUCCCUGUUACAAAGGCUACAGCCACAAGCCUGAGGAGUAUGCAUCACCGGAGGACAUGGCGAAUGGGGUCAAGGUUCUAGCCUUGACGAUGGCUAAACUAUCCCUGGGGUGAGCACUCGGAGGAAUGAAGCCAUCAAGUGCCAAAACAAGCACUUGUAUUCUUGCCAAUAAUAAACUGCACAACACUUGCAUCAUCUUCUCUGCACCAGGCCCCUGCAUAUACACCAUCAUUCAUCGGGAUUCAAGAGUAGAGUUAACAUCUGGAUGGUCUGGAAGAACCAAUGCAACUGUUUCAGCGAGGAAACACAAUCUGGCCGACUUCAUCACAAAAAUGUGCUACUUCUCCUAGAUCCUUGAUAGUGAACGAUCACCGAAAAUGCUCACGCAGAUGUAGGGCGCACUGAAUCUGAAUGUACUAUAUGAUGCUAGUUGCGUCCUAUCAAGAAUUCUGUUAUACAAUAACCACUUGGAGACUUUUUCCGA
Molecule: messenger RNA, 1984 nt
Organism: Phragmites australis (common reed)
Lineage: Eukaryota; Viridiplantae; Streptophyta; Magnoliopsida; Poales; Poaceae
Product: ureidoglycolate hydrolase-like
Exons: 12
Coding region: 57-1613 (518 amino acids)
Molecular function (GO): hydrolase activity, acting on carbon-nitrogen (but not peptide) bonds, in linear amidines
Source: RefSeq, a predicted model, not a curated record